Messenger RNA from Euleptes europaea (tarantolino), 1020 nucleotides. It is a transcript of the gene WDR54, whose product is annotated as WD repeat domain 54. The coding region runs from base 1 to 1020 and encodes 339 amino acids. NCBI's taxonomy places the organism in Eukaryota, Metazoa, Chordata, Lepidosauria, Squamata, Sphaerodactylidae. The transcript is spliced from 10 exons. The record is from RefSeq and is a predicted model, not a curated record. Gene Ontology annotation, molecular function: protein binding.
AUGUACCGUAGGCAGAAGAGCCUGGUGCUGAAGGGCAGCAGCUCUGCCCUCUACAACAACCUGAGCGCACUGCCCCUGCCCGCCAAGCAGCUCACCUACUUUGCCACCGUGCAGGGCGGCACCGUCCACCUGCUCAGCGCCUCCGCCGACGGGCUCAGUGUCUCCCACCGCCAGCUGCAGGCCAAGGAGGGCAGCCUAGCCGCCGGCACCUCCAUCCUCACCCAGGCAGCUUGGUGCGUCCUCCCCUCUCGGAGUCUGUUGGUGGUCACAUCGCAGAAAGGAAUCCAGAUGUAUGAGGCAGAUGGAUCCAUUAUGGUUUAUUGGCAUGCUCUGGAUGCCUCAGAAUCUUCGCCAGGGCAGGCUGUGUUUGCUCGUGGGAUCGCAGCCACUGGCCAGCGCUUUGUGUGUGUGGGGACGUCGCUGGGGUGCGUCCUUGUCUUUGACAUCCCCUGCAAGGGCACCAACAUCACCCUGAGUGAGGUUCUGGAAGAGCACCGCAGUGCCAUCACAGACAUAGCUUCCCCUUGUCCUGGCUGUGGCCUGGAGUGUGGGACCCUCAUUGACCUGGUGACUGCCGAUGAUGCUGGGGCACUGUGUGCCUGGCGUUCUGGGGAAGAAUUCCAGCUGGUCUCCAAAAUCCCGGCUUCUGGGUGCCCUUGCUCCUCCGUCAAGCUGUGGAACGGUGUGAUCAUGGCUGGCUACGGCAAUGGCCAGAUCCGUCUCUACGAGGCAGCUGGCGGCACCCUCCGAGCUGAGGUGGCUGCUCACGCACGCUGGAUCUACGCCCUGGACCUUGCUCCGCUCUCGGGGAAGCUGCUGUCAGGGGCCGAAGACUCCUUUGUAACAGUCUGGGGGCUGACGUGCAAUCCAGACACUGAAGACAUUGAGAUCAAGCACUGCCAGACGGAAUGCUUGACGGACACCCAGAUCUGCGGCGCCCGCUUCUGCGACCCAGAGGGCAGCACCUUUGCUGUCACCGGCUACGACCUCAGCGAGAUAAUCCGCUAUGUCCAGCUGUAG